Molecule: messenger RNA, 3025 nt
Organism: Anolis carolinensis (green anole)
Lineage: Eukaryota; Metazoa; Chordata; Lepidosauria; Squamata; Anolidae
Product: sulfotransferase 1A1
Exons: 6
Biological process (GO): sulfation
Cellular component (GO): cytoplasm
Molecular function (GO): aryl sulfotransferase activity
Source: RefSeq, a predicted model, not a curated record
UUGGUUGAUACGCCAUCUAGGGCGUUGCGCUUCACCAAGCUACUUCCGCCCUUCCUUUGCCUUUCCCGAUCCUCUUGGGCUCUUUGGCGUUCCGUAGUUUUCCAGAUAGAGAGUUAUCUGCGCUGUGAGGUCUUAGUCAUAACACGCCUCCUUCCAAGGUUAGUGGGUUGGUUCAAACUUUCCCAUUUCUAAUCCCUUUUAAUUAAUUAUCAACAAUAUUUACAUAUUAAUUGCAAUCAACGAUAUUCUGGAGGGUUCUUCUUCCAUUAAACUUUCCGUUAAGCCUUAGUUGAAGCCCCACCGAAUCUUUACUCUCUUAUUUCUUUUAUCCUCCAAGUAUGUCCAACUUUUUAUUAACCUUUCCUUACUUUUCUUUCUUGCUUCCUUUCCUUUAAAAGUCAAAUUAAUUCUUGAUAUUUGCACCGACUGGAUAUGCCCCGUCAGCCGGAUCCGUCCCCUCGGGACUUCUCCUGAGGGUCGGAUCAACAGCGUGUUCUUGGGGUCUCUCCCUUUCUUCUUCUCGGUCUCUCACAAUCGCUCAAUUAAAUAAAAGAUUUUCAAUUGUUCGUUACUCACAGUUCCCUUCUCAGCUGUUAUGAUUUAUUCCUUGGUGUUAUUAAAAUAAGAUGAGCUUGGCUUGCAGUUAGUGCGGGCUCAGUGCCUGCUGCCGUUAUCACGAUCCGCGCUCCCUCGGCUACUGGACCCGUUCACCCCAAUUUAGUUUCAGGGUUCGGAUCAACGGUGCUUUCCGGGCCUUGCGUCCCUUCUCAUAUCAAUCCAUGAGAAGAGGGGAGCCCAGGCUCUACCCGAUCGUUCUGAUAACAGAGGCUUGCCGAGAGCUCUCAGCAAGUCCGUCCUGCCGCCAUGAAGCUCCACCGGAAGGGGACAGUGGUGUAAAAUUUUCUGAUGUUUGCUUAUAAUUGUUAAUCUCUCCCUCAGUCUAAUUUCAUUUUAUACAUACCCUGAAUUACUGGUCAUUACUGUUUCAUAUAGAAUGUGUGUGUGCAGAUGCCCGCGAGUGUGUAUGUAAACAGAAUAAUGUGGAGUGUUUAUCUUGUUUAGAUUACAAAUUUCUAGUGUCAGAAUGUUUCAGACACAACGAAUUACUCUUUUGGAUGAGUUUCAUCUUUGAUGAUAAGGAUACAACAAUAUUACAUUUUAAAAUCAAUAAGUACAGUAGAGUCUCACUUAUCCAACAUAAAUGGGCCGGCAGAAUGUUGGAUAAGCGAAUAUGUUGGAUAAUAAGGAGAGAUUAAGGAAACACCUAUUAAACAUCAAAUUAGGUUAUGAUUUUACAAAUGAAGCACCAAAACAUCAUGUUAUGCAACAAAUUUGACAGAAAAAGUAGUUCAAUAUGCAGUAAUGCUAUGUAGUAAUUACUGUAUUUACGAAUUUAGCACCAAAAUAUCACGAUGUAUUGAAAACAUUGACUACAAAAAUGCAUUGGAUAAUCCAGAAUGUUGGAUAAGCGAGUAUUGGAUAAGUGAGACUCUGCUAUAAGAGCAAUGUUUCUUUACUGGUGCAACAGGUAAUUGUUUCUAGUCCUCCACCACCGCACAAAUGUUAUUGUGUCUUAUGCCAUUCUUAUAUUAAUCUUAAGAUGUUAUUUUUAAUGUUAAUUGUUUUAGAAAGUACAGUAGAGUCUCACUUAUCCAAGCUAAAUGGACUGGCAGAAGCUUGGAUAAGCGAAUAUCUUGGAUAAUAAGGAGGGAUUAAGGAAAAGCCUAUUAAACAUCAAAUUAGGUUAUGAUUUUACAAAUUAAGCACCAAAACAUCAUGUUAGACAACAAAUUUGACAGAAAAAGCAGUUCAAUACGCAGUAAUGUUAUGUUGUAAUUACUGUAUUUACGAAUUUAUCACCAAAAUAUCACGAUAUAUUGAAAACAUUGACUACAAAAAUGGCUUGGAUAAUCGAGAAACUUGGAUAAGCGAGGCUUGGAUAAGUGAGACUCUACUGUAAUAGAAAAGGAAAGAGCAGAGCAACAGAUUAGCUUUUUCACUGCUGCAACCAGCAAAAGAAAUUGGUUAUUUUUUAAACUCCACAAUGAGGAACACCAUGGAUUACUUUUGAAAAGUAUCUACUCAAGCUCUGAACUUACUCAUAGACAGCCUCUUAAAUCAAGAUGAAGCCAGAAGGAGAAAUGGAGCGCCCGCCAAUGAUCCCUGUCAAGGGGAUUCCCAUGAUAAAGUACUUUGCUGAAGUUAUGGGAGAGGUGGACAAGUUUCAAGCAUAUCCAGAUGACUUGCUGAUCUCCACAUACCCCAAAUGUGGAACUACCUGGAUCAGUGAGGUCAUAGACAUGAUCUAUAAAGAAGGCAAUGUGAAGGAAUGUGGACAAAAACCCAUCUACAUGCGAGUCCCUUUCUUAGAGUUUGCUUCUCCCGGAGUAGAGUCAGGCCCUGAGCUGCUAAAAAGAGCACCCCGUCCACGUGUAGUUAAGACUCAUCUUCCUGUCCAGUUGCUCCCAAAAUUAUUCUAUAUAUCACAAACAAAACAUAUUAUUAUAUAUGUGGCCAGAAAUGCCAAAGAUGUAGCCGUUUCCUAUUAUUUCUUCUAUCAAAUGGCAAAAGUUCAUCCUGAACCUGGAACAUGGGAUGAAUUCCUGCAGAAAUUUAUGGCUGGAGAUGAAGCUUCUUCUUCCUAACUGACACAGUCCUGUUGCUUUUCUCAGGAUUCACGCCGGGAGAUCCGUAAAGUAUUGGAAUUCCUGGAGAGUCCCAUAGAUGAACAGUUGGUGGAAAAGAUCGCACAUCAUACAUCUUUCAAAGAGAUGCGUCAGAACCCUAUGGCCAAUUAUACAAGCAUCCCCAAAUCCAUUAUGGACCACUCCAUCUCCCCCUUCAUGAGGAAAGGAAUCACCGGUGACUGGAAGAACCAUUUCACAGUGGCCCAAAAUGAAUCCUUUGAUGCCCAUUAUAAGAGACAAAUGGAAGGAUCGACCCUGCAGUUCCGGACAGAGAUCUGAUUGCUCUCAUUUCUCUCUCCUUUCAGUGGGAGAUUAUUUUAAAAAUUCUAUAGAUACUA